CAGUAUUGACACUAUUGAAACAAUGUGAGGUUAAAUAAUCUGCUAAAAUUGUGGGAUUCAAGUUAUUUAACAUGAACAUAAUGGAAACUAGUUUUGUCAGUAGAAAAACACUUGCUUUCAACAAUGCAGUUACGUGUAUUUAUUUGCCGUUACUGGUAACUUUUCUAAAUUACACUGGAGACCUGUACAACGUUGGCAAGCCAGAAACCGCCUACGUAGGAUGUGUGCUUAUAUUAGCGGAAGUUUUGAAAUAUAUAAAGUGUUGUUUACUUCCAAAUGGAAAUACGAAAAAGAGUGAACCAAAAAAGUACAAAAUAUACGGUUUUUUUAAGGGUAUUUUGACAAUAGCGUCAAUGACUAUAGUGUUUUACAUAGCAGCAGUAUUAUUUGGUGCGCCAUUCUUUAGUAAACAUUACCAGACCUUUAUAUUUGCAUUUGUGUUGUCUAUUCUAACGAUUCUUCCCUGUUGUUUGUUUCUGGGACCCGACAGCGUUCCUAUUUUGAUAGCAUCAUUAACUUUCUUCGAGGGCAGUGAAAUAUACGAAAAUUUCUUGUUCAACAUCCGCUUAACUAUCUUCGGAGCUUGGCUAGGUGCAGUUUUAAUACCACUCGAUUGGGAUAAACCGUAUCAAGUAUGGCCUGUACCGUGUUACUUGGGUGCGAUCGCUGGAUGUUUGGUAUCAAAUUUUAUAUCGUUUAUAUCGCUUUCCUUUUGCAUGCCUCCUAAAAAGACUGGAAAAUAUUAUUUAUAAGCAUGAAUCAUUGCUGGAUUUGUCUGUUCCUUAACAGAAGGUAAUAGAGGAAUUGUUUAAUUUACUUUUUAUCUUUCAUUGCUGAUGAACAUAAUGUAGAUAUCUUAUCAUAUAUUUGUACAAUAAAAUUCUGUUUACGUUA
This is a messenger RNA of Anoplophora glabripennis (Asian longhorned beetle), 894 nucleotides long. It is a transcript of the gene PIG-F, whose product is annotated as phosphatidylinositol-glycan biosynthesis class F protein. The record is from RefSeq and is a predicted model, not a curated record. The coding region runs from base 72 to 752 and encodes 226 amino acids. Gene Ontology annotation, biological process: GPI anchor biosynthetic process. Lineage: Eukaryota; Metazoa; Arthropoda; Insecta; Coleoptera; Cerambycidae. Gene Ontology annotation, cellular component: endoplasmic reticulum membrane. The transcript has a single exon.